GACAGUUACUGAGGAUUUCUCAGAAACGGUGUUCACUUUAAAACGAAAGCGAAACGGAUGUGUGUUGGUGUAGUGUACGGUCCUGAAGGUUUAUUUAGCUCCUUACCGAUCACCAGCGGACAGAUGAUUAAACCAACAAGGAGAGAGAGAGGCCGUGACAGACAAUGUGGAUAUACUAUACCGUCGGAGUACGGCGUCUUCUCUCUACUAGUCUGGACGUUUAUUGAUGAUCAAGAACAGAAUUAAUACCGCUGGGAUUCUGUGAUUAAAAACGGAUUCUGCGUCGGAAAAUAUAAAAAGUGCAUCAGAAAAAAAAACGACAUUGCACUCGUUUUGCAAAACGGAUGCCAGGGAACUGUGUAGCGAUGGGAGAGGGUUGGGACCGCUCUCCCCUGUAGGAUGGUCGCUCACAGCGCUGUGGAAGAACAAGACACAACAACAAAAGCACCAUCGUCAUCGUCAUCACCUUCUAGACCUCUAGGCGCCUCCUCCACCUUCCUCUCGACUCCACACUCGGACCACCACACAACCUCACCACCACCAUCAUCAUCGUCAUCGUCAUCAUCAGUCUCCCAGUCACACCGUCCGCGCCCAUCCAACCAGUGUGUGGCGUCCCCUAUCCCAGGACCAGACCUGUUAGACCACCAGCCCCCUCUUCCCCUCCUGGACCCAGUGCCCACCCACUUUCCUCUGUUCCCCUGCAAGGUAGACUUCCUGUUGAUCACUCGGACGGCCGCCAUGUUGGAACGUUCCGGCUUCUACUGGGGCCCGCUAGGAGUGGAGGAGGCUCACAAUCGACUGAAGGACGUUGCCACGGGAACAUUCUUGAUCCGGGACAGUCGUCAGACAGACGUCUUCUUCACGCUGUCCUAUCGCGCGGCCAACGGCCCGGUCAGCGUACGCAUCGUCUAUAAGGGACAACGGUUCAGCCUGGCAGGAAGUGAGCACUCUUUCCCCUGCCUCUUCCUCCUGCUCGAACACUACAUUAAUUCCUCUAAGAAAAGCCUGACCGUUCCGUACAGGAAGCAGCGCCCUACGCUCCAGGAACUGUGCAGGAAACAGGUCGCGGAGUCGUGUGGCGGUGAGGUGGAACGGGUCGCCAGGGUCCCCGUCAACCCAGUCCUAAAACACUUCCUGUUAGAGUUCCCGUACAGGAUAUGAUGUCACAGGGGAUGCCGUUGAGGCGGGACUGAUUUGGAUCGGGUCGGUACUGAAGGGUACAUACAGGAUAUGAUGUCACAGGGGAUGCCGUUGAGGCGGGACUUGAUUUGGAUCGGUUGCUUUGAAACUAGAGACCGGGUCGUGGUUAGAAACGAGGUCAGAGUUCAAAACCGCACCCUAUUCUCUAAACGGUGCACUACUCGACAAGGUCAUAGGUCACACUUGGUUUGGGUUUAUCCGGUUUGGUGGUGGUCCCUGGAGGAUUUUAAGGGACCGUAUAUAUGUGGACCACAACAACAGGUUAUGGAGCGACUGCAUUAAAGAACCACCACCGGGGGUUCUGGUUGUGUUCUGAUCCGGGUCGCUGACCCUGUGAGGUGGACGGUUUGAUUAGUGGACUGGUUCUGCCGUUGUAGGCAGGGCUGGGUUCGCUGUAGCACGACAACUCAAGCACAGCAUCAAUACUUUACAAUGUUUACAAUGUUGUUUACAAACUUUACAACGACCAGGAAUGUUUACGCUACACAAUAUUACAGUACUGUAUGUAUAACUGUGUACUCUCUGGUACUAACAGGUAUAACUGUGUACUCUCUGGUACUAACAGGUAUAACUGUGUACUCUCUGGUACUAAUGGGUAUAACUUUGUAUUAUGUAGUACUGCCGGGUACAACUGUGUACUCUCUGGUACUAAUGGGUAUAACUGUGUACUCUCUAGUACUAAUGGGUAUAACUGUGUACUAUGUAGUACUGGCGGGUAUAACUGUGUACUCUCUGGUACUAACAGGUAUAACUGUGUACUAUGUAGUACUAAUGAGUAACUGUGUACUAUGUAGUACUAAUGAGUAUAACUGUGUACUAUGCAUCAUAUCUGCUGUGCAGACUACCUCUAGGGGUGUUUUCAUGGAUAAUAAAUAUGACAUAUAUAUUUCA
Molecule: messenger RNA, 2091 nt
Organism: Oncorhynchus mykiss (rainbow trout)
Lineage: Eukaryota; Metazoa; Chordata; Actinopteri; Salmoniformes; Salmonidae
Source: RefSeq, a predicted model, not a curated record